AUGGUGGACCUGUUCAUUGAUCGGGUCCUGGUGAAGAACAACAAGGACCAGGAUGAGCUGGACACAGAGCGUGAGAUUCUCAUGCGCCUGCAGAAUCGCAUCCUGAUGCUCUUCUUUGCAUCUGCUGCAUGUGAAAGCUGCCAGCAGUUUGCUCCCACUCUCACCAACUUCUUCAAACGGUUGACCGAUGAAUUCUAUGUGGAUCGCUCUGCUCAGCUGGUUCUCCUGUACAUUAGUGUGGACGAGUCAGAGGAGCAGCAAGAAAGCUUUCUAAAAGAGCUGCCUAAGAAGUGUCUGUUCCUGGCCUAUGAGGACCCCUACAGGAGGGAGCUGGAGGCCAUGUUUAAUGUGGAGGAGCUGCCCACAGUGGUGGUGCUGCGUCCUGACUGCUCCGUCCUAAUCCCCAAUGCCGUGGAGGAGAUACUCCGCCUCGGCCCGGACUGCUACCGCGGCUGGCAGGAAGCGGCAGAGCUCAUCGACAGGAACUUCAUGAUCAACGAGGACUUUGAGGAGAAGUCCAUGCGUAGCUUCAGUGACCCCGUGAGAAGACUCAAGUACAAGGUGGAAGAUGAGAAGAAGAAAAAAAAGAGGAAAAAGCGCAGAGGGUGGGGCGAAGGUGGAGAUGCGGAGCUGGAUGGAGGAGCGGAGGGACAAGAACAAGGAGGAGGAGGAGGGUCAUGGUGA
Messenger RNA from Xiphias gladius (swordfish), 684 nucleotides. Its product is annotated as nucleoredoxin-like protein 1. The transcript is spliced from 3 exons. The record is from RefSeq and is a predicted model, not a curated record. Gene Ontology annotation, biological process: photoreceptor cell maintenance. Lineage: Eukaryota; Metazoa; Chordata; Actinopteri; Istiophoriformes; Xiphiidae. The coding region runs from base 1 to 684 and encodes 227 amino acids. Gene Ontology annotation, cellular component: mitochondrion.